GGUUUAAAGACCUACCCACCUUGUAAUAAAAACUCAUAAGACCUAAAAUCCAAAAACACAUAAAAUCAGAAUCAAUAAAAAGCAGGGGGGUCUCUGAAGGUCAAGGUGAUGGCGUCGAAACGGAUCCUGAAGGAGCUCAAGGACCUCCAGAAAGAUCCUCCUACUUCUUGCAGCGCUGGUCCAGUUGCAGAAGACAUGUUCCACUGGCAGGCAACAAUAAUGGGUCCAGCUGACAGUCCUUAUGCAGGUGGAGUGUUUCUUGUCACUAUCCAUUUUCCUCCAGACUAUCCUUUCAAGCCACCCAAGGUUGCAUUCAGGACAAAGGUGUUUCACCCUAAUAUCAACAGCAACGGUAGCAUUUGCCUUGACAUAUUGAAAGAACAGUGGAGCCCUGCCCUGACCAUAUCCAAGGUGUUGCUUUCGAUCUGUUCAUUGUUGACAGACCCAAACCCUGAUGAUCCUUUGGUGCCGGAGAUUGCCCACAUGUACAAGACUGACAAGAACAAGUAUGAGACCACCGCAAGGAGCUGGACUCAGAAGUAUGCUAUGGGUUAGUCCGAGCGCUGCUAGGACCGUGUGACUGAGGGCUGCUUUCCCUGUGGCAUUAUGAUCAUCUGAUCAGAUGUAUGAAUGAAUGUGUGAUCGAUGUGUUCUUCACAUAAGCGGACCAAAAGGGAGAGUUUUCUGCCCUCGGAACACUAUUGCUUUUGAAUUGUUAAUUUGUUAUGCAAAAUUGUUUAUGAGACUUCGAAACCAAUA
Messenger RNA from Malus domestica (apple), 759 nucleotides. Its product is annotated as ubiquitin-conjugating enzyme E2 10. Gene Ontology annotation, cellular component: nucleus. The record is from RefSeq and is a predicted model, not a curated record. Gene Ontology annotation, biological process: ubiquitin-dependent protein catabolic process; protein polyubiquitination. Lineage: Eukaryota; Viridiplantae; Streptophyta; Magnoliopsida; Rosales; Rosaceae.